UUAGGCGCUCAGUACAGACGAGGGGCAACUGUACAGUUCAGAGGACCCUGCAUGUGUGAGUGUGUUAAUGUGUGUGUGAGGGGCAUGUGUGAGUGUGUGUAUGACUGCGGGCUCACUUUAUCUUCAAGUGUCUCUCGCGAGCGAUAUUAAAGGAUUUUGUCCGGAUAAAGCCUCAGAGGAGUCGCGUUUGAACCUCACAACACCUGAGAUCUGAUGCUUCCCGCCAUCACCAUGGAAACAGAGGCCAGUCACAUGCUGGAGGCGGCACUGGAGCAGAUGGAUGACAUCAUCGCAGGAUCGAAAGCAGCAGCGGUGGAGUUUUCUAACAGCAUGUAUGACCUGGGUUCUCCAGUCAGCGCCGGUCCUCUGCAGGUGGUUCAGUUAGCUGAGGACCUCAAACUUGCCUUGGAGCUUCAACCCAACCAGGACGAGAGAGAAAGCCUUAGAGCACAAUUACCUCCAGAAACAGCACAGAUUCUCACAGACUGGCUACAGAGCGGUGCUGUGAACCUGUGUUCUCCAGCCAACAAUGAAACCUAUCAAGAACGACUGCUCCGCCUAGAAGGAGACAAGGAGUCUCUGGUACUACAGGUGAGUGUUCUGACUGACCAGGUGGAGGCCCAGGGGGAGAAGAUCAGAGACCUAGAAAGUUCUCUGGAGGAACACCGGCUUAAACUGGCCUCCACAGAGGAGAUGCUGCAACAGGAGCUGAUAAGCAGGACCUCUCUGGAGACUCAGAAGCUGGAUCUGAUGGACGAGGUGUCCUACCUCAAACUGAAGCUGGUCAGCAUGGAGGAAACACACACCAACACACACCCGCAGGAUCCCACGGAGAAAGAGCAGAAUAAAGCCGAGUGUGUGGUAAAUUUCAUCAGUGAGCUUCAGGAGCAGAUGUGCAGGUUUCAGGAGGAGAUCAGCACUCGUAUCCAGGAGAAACGGGCCCUGGAGGAGAGGGAGGCCCAGCAGGGGGAGCCCGGAGGCAGCCAAGCCCAGGGCCACGGCCCUCAGGUCGGGUUAGCCAGCUCAGACCUGAGCCUGUCUGGCUCUGACGCCCAGAUGUACAAUGGAGGACUGAAUGUACACGAUUUGCUUUUAGAAGUGAAGCAGCUGAAGAGCAAAGUGGAGGAACUGGAGGGAGAGAAGGGCCAGUAUGAGAGGAAACUAAGAGCCACCAAGGCAGAGAUAUCCGAGCUGCAGCAGCUCCUGGCCUCCAAAGAUGCUGAGAUCGAAUGCCUGCAGACCCAGCUGCUGGCCAGAGGUGGCACAGCCAGUGACACAGAGAGAGACCAAGAAUACCAGAGGCUGAAGGUGGGGAUGGAGUCUUUGUUGGCUUCAAAUGAUGAAAAGGAUCGACGAAUCGAGGAGCUGACCAUUCUGCUUGGUCAGUACAGAAAGAUGAGGGACGUCAUGGCACUCACACAGGGGAGCAGUGAAGAGGAGCUGAGUGGCAGUUUAAGGCUCAGAGCCAUCACACACAAAGCACACUCUGAUAUUGUCAGGUCAGAGAUUUCAUCAAGAGGGUCUUCUCCACUUAUGCUAUCUUCAUCUCCUUACCAGAGAGACUUGGACUCUAGUAUCCAGAACUCUAUGGACACAUCACUGUUGUCCACUGGGGAUACAAGCUUCUUUAACGGAUCGUGGCAUCAGCGCAGGUUGCUUUCCAGCAGUCUUGAAGAGUUGCAGAGUGGAUCCUUACAAAAGAGUCCUCACAUGGAGCUGAGCAAGUACCAGACUCUGCCAGGGAAACUAAAAAGUAAAAAGAGCGAGCUGAGGGCUGAGCUAAACGGUGACAGAGACAGAGAUGGAGAGUAUUUAUCUCCUGUGCAGCUCUCUCCUGUCCACAGCCACGACCAGGACUACACUCUCAUUCGCUGCAGGAGUGCCAGUGCUCCGGCUUUAGGAUCUCCCGGAAAACAUGACCUCUAUGAUGUUGGGCAUCCGGAGAAGCUCGAGGAGUGUGUUCUGUCAGACCAGUCCCCACUGUCCUCUGGAGUGGACUCUGGACAGCAGUCCCCUGUCUCACCAGAGAACAGGAAGACUCACAGAGGCAUCAAGAAACUCUGGGGGAAGAUCCGUCGCAGUCAGUCAGGUAGUCCUGCCCAGGUUCAUGACCCCGAACUAGGAGAGUUCAAGAGGGGAGGAUUCAGAGCCACAGCUGGACCGAGAUUGGCCCGUUCAGGGAACACACGAGACCUGAAGAUGCCUUUUAGUAAGUGGAGCACAGAGCAGGUGUGUGACUGGCUCGAGGAAAUUGGACUCGGUCAGUACGGCAUCCUGGCUUGUCAGUGGGUCUCCAAUGGUGAUACGCUACUGUCUGCCACCCCACAAGACUUGGAGAAGGAUCUAGCAAUGAAGAAUCCGCUCCACAGGAAGAAGCUGCAGUUAGCCAUCAAGACGAUCAGCAGCAAGCAGCCUGAGAAGUCUGCAGAGCUCGAUUACAUCUGGGUCACUCGUUGGCUUGAUGACAUCGGACUUCCUCAGUACAAAGACCAGUUUAAUGAAGGAAGAGUGGAUGGGCAGAUGCUGCAGUACCUCACUGUGAACGACUUGUUAUUCCUUAAAGUAACCAGCCAGCUGCAUCACCUCAGCAUUAAGUGCGCCAUUCAUGUUCUUCAUGUCAACAAGUUCAACCCCAACUGCCUCAAACGCAGGCCUAGCAAUGAGAGCCAGUUUGCUCCCAGUGAGGUGGUCCAGUGGUCCAACCACCGAGUCAUGGAGUGGCUGAGAUCGGUGGAUCUGGCAGAGUACGCACCAAACCUGAGAGGCAGCGGCGUACACGGAGGGCUGGUGAUGCUGGAACCUCGGUUUAACUCAGACACGCUGGCCAUGCUGCUGAACAUUCCUCCUCAGAAAACACUGCUGAGACGCCACCUAACCACCAACUUCAACAACCUGGUGGGAGCACAAGCUCAUCAGGAGAAGAGGGAGUACACCGAGGCAGCAGGGUACUCCCCACUUAACAUCACAGCUAAAGUUAAGCCGAAGAAGUUGGGCUUCUCUAACUUGACUCACCUCAGGAGGAGGCGGCCAGAUGAAUCCACAGACUAUGUCUGUCCAGUCGAGUCGUCCUCGCCUCAGUCCGGACAGUCUGCAGUGAACGGGGUGCAGGUGCGGCCCUAUGCUGGCUUCAGAGGCCUGAGCCCGAUCCUGGACAGAGACCCCGACCGCACCAGGGACCAGGUGGGGCUCGACAACAGCAGAGCUGACCCAUCUCCAUGACAACAGCUGUGACGACAGCCAAUCAGCAGUCACUGCCACUACUCUGCUUCCUUUGCUUGCAGCCCAUAAUACCUCAGCCCAUCCCCUCCCUGCUCCUCUAAACCCCGCCCAUCAGCCCGACCCUGUGCCUUACGAGUGAAGAGAUUCAGAGACGCCCAGAUAAACCUGCCUGACUGUAUAACAGUCACAGCUGCUUGUCAUGAAGGGUGCACUGAGACCAUGAAUCUACACACUUGAAGUAUUUUGAUUUCAUAUCCAAUCAGAUGCCUAACUAACCCGACCUCUGCCUCAAACCUGUGCCAUGAUCUAACUCAUCAGGAGAGAACACAGCAUCUCUCUGGACUUCACUUCCUGUGAUAUCACUUCCUGUAAUCCAUACACACUAUAUGGAUAUCUCUUGUUGUACAGUAUUAAGCCAUUGCUCUAACAUUUGUGCACCACCAUUAGAUGAUUUUAUAUGUGUGUGAGUCUGUCAUUGCAUCACUUACAACUUUGAUUUUCCAGUUUAAUACAGUUGUGUCGUGUGCUUGAGAUAAACUUGUGCAAUAUUUGCAUAAUAUUAUGGAGGGCCUUUAUUUAAUAUUUAUGUCAUUGCAGAGCAAAUUAUAAAAUAGCAUGUUUAGUUUGAACCUGAGGUGGUGAUUUUGUACUGUUAUUUUCAUAUUUGCUGUAAUAGUAUUUUUAUAGUAAAGAAAAUCCUGCUCCGCUAACGGAAGCUUAAAACAUGUGGUCAUGUAAAUGUAAAAAGAUUUAUCAAAUCAUUUAAUAAACAAAAUCAUACGUG
Epinephelus moara (kelp grouper) is the source of this 4003-nucleotide messenger RNA. RefSeq names its product PPFIA binding protein 2b (gene ppfibp2b). Gene Ontology annotation, molecular function: protein binding. The coding region runs from base 214 to 3219 and encodes 1001 amino acids. Gene Ontology annotation, biological process: neuromuscular junction development. The transcript is spliced from 27 exons. The record is from RefSeq and is a predicted model, not a curated record. Lineage: Eukaryota; Metazoa; Chordata; Actinopteri; Perciformes; Serranidae. Gene Ontology annotation, cellular component: presynaptic active zone.